Messenger RNA from Electrophorus electricus (electric eel), 1784 nucleotides. RefSeq names its product protein phosphatase 3 (formerly 2B), regulatory s1ubunit B, alpha isoform, b (gene ppp3r1b). NCBI's taxonomy places the organism in Eukaryota, Metazoa, Chordata, Actinopteri, Gymnotiformes, Gymnotidae. The record is from RefSeq and is a predicted model, not a curated record. Gene Ontology annotation, molecular function: calcium ion binding.
CUCUCUGUACCGACUCAGCCCACUCCGCUUCUUCACCCCUCGCUGCGGACCUACCGAGGCUACCGCAGUGAAUCCGUCAUCCGUCGACACAGACACCGACCGCAAGACCCGGCGAGACGCUCCUGGGAUCCGCGAUUUUUCGUGCGGAGAAUAUUCCUCAGCGCCCACGCUGCCCGUCGGAUUCCGUGACACUUUGCGCAGGGCGAAGACAACCCGAGCGACAGGAUGGGAAAUGAAGCAAGUUAUCCGUUGGAGAUGUGCUCGCACUUCGAUGCUGAUGAGAUUAAAAGACUAGGGAAGAGGUUUAAGAAACUGGACUUGGAUAACUCAGGAUCCCUCAGUGUUGAGGAGUUCAUGUCCCUACCUGAACUCCAGCAGAACCCGCUGGUCCAGCGGGUCAUCGACAUCUUCGACACGGAUGGCAACGGAGAGGUGGAUUUCAAAGAGUUCAUUGAGGGCGUCUCUCAAUUCAGCGUCAAAGGGGAUAAGGAGCAGAAACUCCGCUUCGCGUUCCGGAUCUAUGACAUGGACAAGGAUGGCUACAUAUCAAACGGCGAGCUCUUCCAGGUCCUGAAGAUGAUGGUGGGCAACAAUCUGAAAGACACGCAGCUGCAGCAGAUCGUGGACAAGACCAUCAUCAACGCCGACAAGGACGGCGACGGCAGGAUAUCCUUCGAGGAGUUCUGUGCGGUGGUCGGUGGUUUAGACAUUCACAAAAAGAUGGUCGUGGAUGUGUGAAUGGACGGAUGGCCUUUCACCAAAUGCCCCCCUUCUCUCAUUCUCUUUUCCUCUUUUACCACCCUUCCUCGCGCUCUCUCUCACUCUCUCUCAUUGCGUCCAACUAUCAGAUUCCCCUUUUUUUCUCUUUCUCCAUUUUCCAAUGGAAGUAUUUUGUUUUGUGAGACCACACCUCACCCACCUGCGCAAAAAAAAACAAAAACCAACCCCCCCAAACUUUGAGUCAGAAGACGCCAACCAUUUCAAGUGUUAUUGAGCAUUAUGGGUUUUUUCUUCCUACUGAUGAGAAAUGAUUUUCAUAACACUGGACGAGCAUUUCAAUUUACUUCAGUUUGGUGGGGAAGGAGGGGAUGAGAGAGAGAGAGAGAGAGAGAGAGAGAGAGAGAGAGAGAGAGAGACUCACUCCGUCUGUGUGUGCGUGCGUACUGUGUGUUAUAGUCUGUUCCUUUGUCUUUCAUGUUAUUGAAUGGGGGACUUUUUUAUAUUUAUUUUGCUCUUGUCUUUUUUAAAGUUGAGCAUGUAGGUGUGCAGGGCAGUGUGUAGAGGCUGGAGAUGUGGAGUAUGACCUACUUGAUUUCAUCAUGUGCAGAUAGAGCAUGAAGUGCCAAUCAAAAUUAAAUACAUGUGAUUUAUAAAAAUAGCUAAACAGAUCAGAAUCACCAUUGAAGAUUAUUUCAUAGUACUGGGAGAUUGGCUCUGUCGUGAAGUGCUGCACCGAAUCCACCAACGUGAAUUCGCUUAACAGGUUCAUUGUUGCUUUGACCUGUUUCCAAUGUAGGGAAAAUAGUUGGUAGAUAAUAGCAAUUUGAGUUUUGCUUCAGAUAUCAUGAUAGGAAAGGUGAUUAGUGUUUUGUAAUACGGGGAGUAUUUUGUGUGUGUGUGUGUGUGUGUGUGUGUGGCGUGCAUGUACUUGUGCACGCGGUUUAUAAUGUUAGAAUGUUACAAUGCAGUCCUUGCUUUGUGAUAUCCACUGGAGCAGAAUAAAUGCAAAAACAUUUUUAGUUGUGCACAAACACAAACUUACGGUUUACCUAUAUAUAUAUAUA